CUCAUCCGGGAACUCGAGGCUGCUAAGGACGCGCUAGCGAGCUAUCUUCUUUAGCUAGAACAGUCAAUCAUUGUCGCUUUUAAUUUAUCGAAACUAUGACUUAAACUUUAAAAAAAUGAAAUGAUCGACAAGAAACAUCACUGUUUUGUUGAGCGAGCAUUUUUUAUGAGAGUGGUGGAUUGUGGGAAAUGCAGUUUCAUGUAGUAAAGUCCCCCUGACUGUAAUGGAGUCACUUCCGGGAUCCGCUGAUGAUGACGCAAUCUUGCGUUUUUCAUGUGUGCCGCACGCGCUCCACGUGGAACGGUGUUUCCCCAAUAACAGAAAAAAGCACACAUUCAUACAGAGACGGAGGGAUGGAGGGAUGGAGGGAUGAUCUGUCCAUCAUCUUAAACUGAUGCAACACCGCAGACCCAGGGCAGGAUGAGUUCAUCUCGAGUUUUAUUUCAUCCUCAUAAUCAUCAUCAUCAUCUCUGCACACUCUAUUAGAUACAGAAGCUGAUUCGCUGCAGGGGUUCCUGGUUGCCAUGGCGAUGUCUCCUCACCCCGCUGUGCAGGCUGUUAUAGACCUGUCUGCUGGAGCCAUAGGAGGGAUGGCGUGUGUGUUCAGUGGACAGUCGUUGGACACAGUGAAGGUGAAGAUGCAGUCGUUUCCGUCUCUCUAUCGGGGAUUUCUGCACUGUUUGGUCUCCACCUACAGGCAGGUGGGUAUCAGGGGGCUGUACCGGGGGACCACGCCCGCUCUGAUGGCCAACAUGGGCGAGAACUCCGUGCUCUUCAUGUGCUACGGCUUCUGCCAGGAGAUGGUGCGGCGAGUGUGUGGCCUCGACAGGAGCGCCGCCCUCAGUGAUAUACAGAAGGCGUGCGCUGGCUCUGUAGCCUCCUUCUUUUCCUCCUUUGUUUUGUGCCCUACGGAGUUAGUGAAGUGCAGACUGCAGGUGAUGAAUGAGAUGGCCACCUCGGGGAAGAUCUCUUCCACACACACCUCAGUGUGGUCAGUAAUAAAGUCCAUCAUGAAGGCUGAGGGUCCCUCUGGGUUUUUUCAGGGUCUCACUCCGACCAUCGCCAGAGAGGUGCCGGGAUACUUCUGCUUCUUCGGCGCAUAUGAAUUCUGUCGCUCCGUCUUCUCCAAACGCCUGCAGUGCAGCAAAGACGACAUCGGUGGUGUCCCCACCAUGCUGAGUGGCGGUGUGGGCGGAGCAUGUCUCUGGUUGGUGAUUUAUCCCAUGGACUGUGUGAAGUCGAGGAUCCAGGUGAUGUCCAUGACACAAAGUCAGGCUGGAUUUUACAAAACCUUCACACACAUCUUCAGGACUGAAGGUGUGAGAGCUCUGUAUUCAGGUCUCACUCCUACGAUGAUCCGGACGUUUCCGGCGAACGGCGCUCUCUUCCUGGGUUAUGAAGCAAGUCGCAAACUGAUGAUGUCACAGUUCAACAGCUGAUCUGCUGCUCUUCUACACACACACACACACACACACACGCACGCACACACACACACAGAGCUUUAUAUAUUGUAUAGCUGCUUUCAUUACUCAGCGAUCAAACACUAAUCUGAGUGACUAGAGCAGUGAUGCUAGUGUUAAUGAUUAUAUCUGUUUAGGUCUCAGUAUUAGCCGCUAAAGAGCUCUUGUUAAUCCAGACUAACACACUGUGGAGCUGAUGUUUAUUUCUGCUCUCGCUGUUCUUGGUGCCUUUGCUCCAGACGUUUUAGUCUACCUCAGAGGCCAUGUCCCAAAUCAGCACAUUUCACCCCAAGUGUGACUUGUUGAGUGUGUGUAGUGUUUUUGAGGCCUCGGUGCUGCAGUGUGUUGACCGGGCCGGUGUGACGUGGACAGCUUUCUAGUUCCAGAAGAACACUUUUAAUGAACAUUUAUUUUAAAUGAGGAAUUUAAACCCAGUUGUUUCGGGGCUGAGAUUCCCAGAAGGCAUUGCAGCAUGGUAGAGCAAGCAUUGAACACUAUCUCUCUCUCUCUCUCUCUCUCUUUCUCUCUCUCUCUCAGCUCACAUGAUUUUAACUUUGCAAUGAUUUUUGGGAAAAACUCAGCCUCGUACUGUUACCUGUUAAUAAAGCGUUUUACCUUUUACUGAAACGCAGCCGUGCAGCUGUGAAGUUUUUAAAAACAUGACUUUAUUGUCAUUUGAUGUGCCAUUAACACUAAAGGAAAAAAUUGUUUGCACAUUUUCUAAUGACUGAAGUGUUGUUUUGUGUGAGAAUAAAUCACAUACUUUAGAAA
This is a messenger RNA of Pangasianodon hypophthalmus (striped catfish), 2231 nucleotides long. It is a transcript of the gene slc25a15b, whose product is annotated as solute carrier family 25 member 15b. The coding region runs from base 525 to 1439 and encodes 304 amino acids. NCBI's taxonomy places the organism in Eukaryota, Metazoa, Chordata, Actinopteri, Siluriformes, Pangasiidae. Gene Ontology annotation, biological process: mitochondrial L-ornithine transmembrane transport. Gene Ontology annotation, molecular function: L-ornithine transmembrane transporter activity. The record is from RefSeq and is a predicted model, not a curated record. The transcript has 7 exons.